This is a messenger RNA of Symbiodinium natans, 2187 nucleotides long. NCBI's taxonomy places the organism in Eukaryota, Dinophyceae, Suessiales, Symbiodiniaceae. The record is from the annotation of a GenBank genome assembly.
AUGCUUGCAGACGAUGCAAGGAUGAGCGUAGAGCGGACUGCGCUGCUUACUAUCCGCUGGUCUUUGGAUUUCCUCAAGAAGAAGCGAAGCAUCAGCAUAAUGCAAGCUGUUCUAUUCAAGAUCGCCUUCUGGGAUGGCCCCGAAUGGCUUCAACUUGUCUUUGUGGCGCUCAUGAACACGACUAAAGUUGCCACCUUUCUGAUCGGCAGUUUGCUGGGUUGCCUUCUUAGGAAUGCUGCGGCUGUCCCUGUAAAGGAGGCUAUUCAACUAUUCUCUGAAGACAGAGAUUUGCUGUCUGGCUUCGUCGCUGGCUGUGCAGCUGCAACCGCAAACAAUCCGUUUGAUGUGGUCAAAACUCGACAACAGGUGGUUGCCGCCAGCGCCUUAUCCAGCCAUGCUGCCGGCAAGGAAUUUGCGGCUGGGCCCACCUCCCUGCCGGCUGUUCUCUCCGAACUGGUUCGGCGGGAUGGGCUCUUGGGCCUCUACAAGGGCUACGUGGCCAAGGAGAACACGAUUUUGCCUUCAGGUGAUGAGCCUCUUCUGACCUUGCUGCAGGGCGCUUGCCAGCGGUCGUACGCAGGGGAGGAGGGGAUUCCUUAUCAAAUCACCCAUGCUACCUUCAAAGCUGCCCUCUAUCCUGAUUCCAACGAGGUUCAGGCGGCUGUUGCUAGUCGAUGCCCUGCUGGUAUGGCCAAGCCCAGCGACGAGGCAAUUGAGGGGUCCGCUCAGGACCAGCGGACCGCCUGCAACCAGGCAACCAUUGAUCACCAGAACUUGAGGCAUCACCAGGACAACAUGCCUAUCAUUCUGCAGCUGACACGAUACCCCCACCCCAAGAUCUGCGACCAGAACGAGCUCCAAUGGCGAGAUGCAGAUGCCGCUGUCCAGGAUGUGGCAGAUGUGGAUGUGGCCUUGGCAGUGUCAGCGAUCCGGUGGACGAACGUCAUGGAGGAGCUGCUUGUGGAUGCUCCUGGAGCCACCACUUUGCUCUCCGAACUCAGCAGCCGUACGCGCGGCGGACAGCAGGUGCCCGGUGUAGAGACCCUUGGAGACAUGCAUCCCAAGAUUGCGGAGAUGAUGCGAGACGGAAGUCCCGCUCUGCUCUCCAUGCCCACCCUCCGGACGGCCUAUGCCAAGUUCACCUGCGCCUUGUGCGGUCUUUGCAGCUCGCGCGUCAAUCUCGACCUUCCCCCGAGUGAGUACGGCCUCUUCGACGCAUGCAUGGAGACCUGCGCUGGGCGCGGGCAGCGGGUCGCGAAAGCCUUGGCGGCGGUGAAGCGGUGUGAGGAGGUGGGUGAUCUGGCAGGCUUAGACUUGGCGUGUGGGCAGGCCAUAGCCUUGGAUCCCACACUUCCGGAACCGUUCCUGGCCCGAGGGGGCUGCCGACUUCGUCAGAGCCGGCGCCGCGAAGCCCAGGAAUACCUCAAGGUGUACCUGGUCUGGUCUUCACAGCGCGGGUUCCACGCGGAGAACCACUCGAGGGCCUACUGGCGGUUGGCCGAGUGUUUCCUGACGGAGCUGGAACAGCGGAAUGCGCUGCAGGGCGCCCUCCUGGAAGAUCGGACCUUCCAUGCUCUGGUGGACAGCACUGAGGUGAGUCUGGAGCUCUCCUUCCGGUAUGAUGACGACAGGACUGGCCUUGCAACCUCGUCCGCAGCACGGCACCUCCUCCAACGGCUUGAGGUCACACGGAGCGCACGAAGGAGCGCCGCCGAGUUCUUAGACGCGCCCGUGGUGUCCCACGUGGGUGCGGGUCGACAGCCUCACGACAGCUACUCCGUUCCUUGGCCAAUGGAUCUGACGGCCGGCAUCCCUGAUCUUGCGCUCUUCAGCCGCAUGCCCACGACGGGGUCGUCACAGAGCCACCGUCCGCUGGAGCUGCUUUUCCUGGGCUCGCGCACCGUCCUCGACAUCAUGGCCACUCUCUCCAACCUCGCCGCGCGCUCCACGUCCUUCGCGCACCUGAACGCGGAGUGCCUCCACUGGAAGUACAGGCCGAAGCCCGUGCACAUUCACCUCCACACCAAUGACAUCGCACGGCUCGGACAAGCCCUACUGUGCUUUAUGAUCAUGAAGCAGAUGGGCGAGCAGGCGACCACUUGCUUCACUUCACUGCCACCUCAAAGCCCUCUGAAACCUUUAGAGUUCCCUACAAGCCCACCGCCCCACCCCUGCCUAAAACCCUAA